CAGAUUGCCACAACAAUUUCAUAAUUUAUAUAUAAAUAAAAAAAUUGUAUGGUGAAAUCUAAACUAAUUUGCUAAAUGCAAUAUCGUUGGGGCAACUUGAGUUAAAUACAAUGCCGGUGGACAUAAAGGAAUUAACCGAAGGUUGGUUAGAGCUAGAAAGCGACCCGGGUCUUUUCUCCCUUCUUUUGGAAGAUUUCGGCGUAAAAGGUGUCCAAGUAGAAGAAAUUUACGACAUACACAAACCCCUAGAUGGCCCCGUUUAUGGUUUUAUUUUUCUUUUCCGUUGGAUGGAAGAACGCCGCUCCCGACGAAAAAUCGUGGAGCAAACUGAAGUGUUUGUUAGAGAUGAAGAAAUCGUAAAUGAUAUAUUUUUCGCACAGCAGAUGGUCCCCAACAGUUGUGCCACCCAUGCCCUAGUUUCAGUAUUAUUAAAUUGUGCCGAUUUACACUUGGGAGCGACUUUGGAAAGGCUGAGAACACACACUAGGGGUAUGUCACCUGAGAAUAAAGGUUGGGCGAUUGGAAACACGCCAGAGUUGGCUAAGGCACACAAUUCCCACGCAAUGCCGCAAGCUAAAAGACGGUUGGAUAAAAGUAGCGGGGUUUCAACAGGCCGUUUUACAGGAGAAGCGUUCCAUUUCGUCAGUUUUGUUCCUAUAAACGGACGUCUUUUUGAAUUGGAUGGCCUGAAGCCUUACCCUAUCGACCAUGGGCCCUGGAAUGAGGGUGAUCAAUGGACAGACAAAUUCCGGGCCGUUAUCGCAGAUAGAUUAGCGAUAAGUGCAGGAGAUGAGGGCAGCGAAAUCCGUUUUAAUUUAAUGGCAGUGGUUCCAGACCGCCGACUUGCAAUUCAUCACAAGUUAAAGAUGUUGAAAACGAACAGACAGAUAGUUUUAGAUGCUUUAAAACACUUGGUCAAGGUUAAAAAAGACAAAAAAGAAGAGUCUUCAAGUAACAGCUUGGGUGGUAACAAUCCAAUGGAAGAAGAUACUCCUCAAGGAAAUUCUCAAAGUCAGUCAACAUCAGAAGAGAGUGCUUUGACGCCGAAAAGUUCAGUUACAACUCUAGGGCCAUUAGACUAUGCAACGCCACUCACAAUUCAAACAUCACCAGCCCCCAGCACUUCAGGAACAGAUACGUCAUCGGAAAUAGGGUCCGCGUUUAAUUCACCGACGCAGACCUGGAACUGGGGGGCGCAGCAACAACAACCAAGUCCGUCUUCAAGGGAUUUGAAGAGAUUUGUUGUGAUAAGGAUGAAUGAGCAAGAAGAGGAACAAAAUAGCAAGAUGACUGUGAAAAAAGAAGGUACUGAACAAAAAACUAACGGAAAUGGAGCCGUUGCCAGAGUUCGUACAAGUGAUGGUGAUACAGUUGUCGCUGAAAAAAAACAUCCUGAACUUUUGGAGCCUCACACUUUUGCCCCACAAGACCUUUUAGCGCUUUUACGAAAUUUAGAAAACGAGAUUUGUAUGUGUGAGAUUAAUUUAAAAGAUGAAAAUGAUAAACAAAACAAAUAUAAGAUUGAUGACUGUAGAAGGACUCAUAAUUACGACGAAUUUAUUUGUACGUUUCUAUCAAUGUUAGCUGAACAAGGAAAAUUGGCUGAUUUGGUUGAACAGCAUUUGCAAGUACCUAAAAGGCCAGGGACUGUGCCCCAACCUAAAGCUGCAAAAACGGCAAAGAAACAUGAAACUGGUGGAACGAAAAGGAAGAAGGGGAGGACGAAAGUAAAGAGAAGAAGAUGAAAAAAGAAAUAUUUAUUUAAAAGACAUAGGAAUUAAUAUUUAUAACUGAUUCAAAAAUUUUAUUGCCACUUGUGAUCUGAAAUACGUCUAACAAUCGAAAUAAAAAAAAACACUGAAGGUUUUAUUGGUUUGAUUUUUUUAAUAUUCGCUACAAAAAUAAAUAGUGAUAUUGUUCCAGUCAACCUAGAACUAUAGCCACGAUUAAAUUUUUAUCAUAACUCAUUUAAAAUGUAAAAUAAAUGGGACGUUAAGUUGA
Molecule: messenger RNA, 2001 nt
Organism: Tribolium madens (black flour beetle)
Lineage: Eukaryota; Metazoa; Arthropoda; Insecta; Coleoptera; Tenebrionidae
Gene: calypso
Product: ubiquitin carboxyl-terminal hydrolase calypso
Exons: 3
Coding region: 111-1745 (544 amino acids)
Biological process (GO): protein deubiquitination; ubiquitin-dependent protein catabolic process
Cellular component (GO): cytoplasm
Molecular function (GO): cysteine-type deubiquitinase activity
Source: RefSeq, a predicted model, not a curated record